Phyllotreta striolata is the source of this 2231-nucleotide messenger RNA. The record is from the annotation of a GenBank genome assembly. Lineage: Eukaryota; Metazoa; Arthropoda; Insecta; Coleoptera; Chrysomelidae.
UUUCGCGUCAUCUCUAGCCGCCUGUCAGUGCAUUAGCAGGGCUAUAUUCGUUGUUGUCAUCGAUGCUUUCAAAAUUAUAGCAAUUUCCGCCGAACUCUGCGAAGAUGACCGACAUCGAUAGCGACGGUCCGGAGGGCUCCUUCGAAACGGCCGACAAAGACGACGAACUGGAAUCCGACUCGUCCCUCCUGUCGAUCUUGGACGAGAAGAACAAACUCAUAGCGAGCCUGCAGCGCCAGCUGCAGAACCAGAAGCUGCAGCUGAUGUACUACAUGAGGAAGGAGAGGAACUACGCGAAGCUGGUGGAGUUGUCCGGCACGUGCUCGCCGGAGAACUUCGAGGACAGCCUGCCGAUUUUGCUGUCGCUGGAGCACUUUCGCAAGGAAAACGGCAUGAAAAGCACGCUCUUCCGUCUCUACGAGUACAUGGAAAAUUUGGACCGGAAGCUCAACAAAUCCAUCGACUGCCAGGAGUGCAUUCUGAGGAAAAUCAUCGAGCAAUUUUGUUUGGUCAUGAAGAAUCGCGCCAAGCUCAACGUAGAUUUCAAAAUAAUCCAACCGACGCAGCAAAAUUUGUACGUCGACUUGUUCAACAGCCUCAUAGAAACGACGGUGCGCCUCAGAAAGCGGCUGGACUCGUUCCGAAUGUGCUGCAAUCGCUUGUUGCUCAUCGAAGACGAAAGGAACAAUCUCAUCGAGCAGGUCGUGGCGCUUCCAGCCAACGAAAAAUUCAACUGCAACUUCCUGAUGACCAUCAAGCAGGACAACAUCGAAUUGGAAAGGAAAAUCCAACUGCUCACGAGGAAGCAGAACUUCAUCAACUCGGACGUGGAGGACGCGGACGAUCUGGAGCAAAAUCUGUCCACGAUACAGAAGAAAUUCAAAACUGCCGUGAACGAAUCGGAGAACAUUACCAGCAUCAGCGAUUUGAUUAAGCAAUUAAACAUCGACGCGAAGGAUUUGUUGCAAGUCGCAGAAAAGCAAUACAAUAAGAACGAUACGCUAGUAAAUUGCGCCACGAAAUUCAUUAGGCUCGUGUUAAACGAAGAAAAAAUUCACGAAAACGCUUACACGCAAGAAGAAUUAGAUGCGAUUCAAGCAAUUAAAAAGGAGGUUGAGGAAUUCAAGCAGAGAAGCAAAGAUAAAUACCAUAAAUUACAAAUGGAAGGCGAUGAUCUUAAAAAAACCUUCAUCGAGCUACUUACCGAAAAAAACAAACUAAAAAUCGCCAACAUUUACCUAAAGUUUCGAGUGGAAAAGCUCCAAAAACACUACGACAACGACAUCUCAACGCUCAAACAGGAGAAGAGCAACUUAGAAACCCAACUGCAGGAUUUGGAGGAAUUAAGAAAAUCCUACACUAAGCUGUUAAUUAUGCCCGACUUGGAGAACUCCUCCAAACAAAACGAAAUAUUAGCGCACACUAUCGGCCAUCUCGAACAGAAGCUCCUGCUGAUGAAGGAGAUAAUCCAAAAGCAGAACAAGGAGAUUUCGAUACAAAGCGAGUUCAUCGAGAACAUAAAAAACCAGAAUAAAACCAGCCAGGCGUCGUCUACGAUCGUUUCGAUCGAUGGCAGCGAUUCGAAGCGGCCAUUCGAAGCCAACGACUUCAAAGACAUCAUAAUGGGCGAGCUGUCGAGGUACAUUGAGAGGAAAAAGGCGCAAGGCGAUGCGGACGGCGACGGCGCCGACCGACAGUGGAUCGUGGCGUUCGGGAACAAAGAGCUGCAGGAGGUGGCGAAGGAAAUCGUGGAGACCGUGGUGAAGAAGCUGGUGAAGCAGAACGAGGGGAGCGCGAAGCCCAGCGACGAGUCGGUGAUAAUGUGCGACUGCUCUAGCGAGAGCACGGGCGCAUUUUGCGAACCGUUGCAAAAAAGUAAAGAAGCCGCGGAAAAUCGAUAUUCCAGGAACAUUGAGGUGUUGGUGCAAAAUAAUCUGUUGUUGAAUUCCUCGUCCGAUGAAUGCAAUUUAGAUACCAAAUGAUGUGUUAAUGUAAUAAUAAUAAUGUGUAUAUCGGCCGAUGGGUUGGGUGUUUUUUUCCGUUUGGGGCGGUUUAGAGGGUGAAUUUACUACCCCGUGUAACGGGAAAUUUAAUUGGGGUAGGUAAUAAGAAAAAUAAUCCUAUUUAUCUUGAAGAGAAUUGCAAAUUAUUGUAACAAUAUGUGGACAUUUAUCCUAAAAUUAUUCAUGCAUAUUAACAAAAAACAACCCUUGAGAACAUUUAAAAAGCGG